AUGUUGCUUACAAUUAUGACGACUCCUGAAAAUGGCGACUGUGCUGAAGACACCGGAUUAGAAGAAAGCAAUAUGAGUGCUUGGGGAAUGUUUCUGACAACAUAUUCGGAUUAUUGGGAGUUCACCGAGUGUUCACGUUUGUUGGAUGCUGUGCUCGACAUUCACGACGUAGCUUUGCGCAAACUUGUUGCUGAGAUGCAAGGAGAUGCAAGACUUGCCAUACGUGGGCUGUUUUUGGAUAUGCAAUACUCGGAUCAAGCUGCCAGUGCGUUUUGGUUGGCUGCCGUUUUCAACAAGCUAACGACUCCGGAAUACCGCCCAAAAUUCUUCAUGUUACUGUUUUUGGAUCCCGUGGAAGCAAAUGGAAAAAGGACUCUGGAUUGGCGUAGGAUGGUGACUGAGGCGAACGCUAACCAUUACGCAGAAUGUCUGAAUGCUGGAUUGUACCAAAAUGUGCAAUGCGAAUUGUUGGCUCAAGAGAAAAUUCGGGUUAUUCUCUACCGUCUCUCGUUGAAAGCA
This is a messenger RNA of Mesorhabditis belari, 519 nucleotides long. NCBI's taxonomy places the organism in Eukaryota, Metazoa, Nematoda, Chromadorea, Rhabditida, Rhabditidae. The record is from the annotation of a GenBank genome assembly.